This is a messenger RNA of Brachypodium distachyon (stiff brome), 1692 nucleotides long. RefSeq names its product WAT1-related protein At5g07050. The record is from RefSeq and is a predicted model, not a curated record. The coding region runs from base 171 to 1349 and encodes 392 amino acids. Gene Ontology annotation, molecular function: transmembrane transporter activity. NCBI's taxonomy places the organism in Eukaryota, Viridiplantae, Streptophyta, Magnoliopsida, Poales, Poaceae. The transcript has 5 exons. Gene Ontology annotation, cellular component: plasma membrane.
UCUGCACAUUCCCUUCAACUCAAGGUCUCCGCAUCCUGCCCCUUGAGUUCGAUCCCCUAGCUAGCUAAUUACAGCUACCUUAGCUAGAAGCUUCUAUCCCUUUUGGAAUUUCCUCACAAAGGCUUGCAGCUAGCAAGAAUUGAAGUACUACCAUACAUUUAAGCAUCACCAUGGGUUGCUACGGCGAUUUCUUCGAGAAGGCCAAGCCUUACAUCGCCAUGAUCUGCCUGCAGUUCGGCUACGCCGGCAUGAACGUGAUCACCAAGGUCUCCCUUAACCACGGCAUGAGCCACUACGUGCUCGUCGUCUACCGCCAUGCCUUCGCCACCGUCUCCAUCGCCCCAUUUGCACUGCUUCUCGAGAGGAAGGUGAGGCCGAAGAUGACGUGGUCGUCCUUUCUCCAGAUCUUCGUACUGGCACUACUCGGGCCCGUGAUCGACCAGAACUUCUACUACGCCGGCCUCAAGUUCACCGGCCCAACCUUCGCAUGCGCCAUGAGCAACAUCCUUCCCGCCAUGACCUUCGUCAUGGCCGUCAUCUUCAGGAUGGAGAAGGUGGACAUUCGGAAGGUGAGGUGCCAGGCGAAGGUGGCCGGGACAGUGGUUACAGUGGCCGGCGCGAUGCUGAUGACGCUGUACAAGGGCCCGCUGAUGCAGAUGGUGUGGACGAGCCACGCGCAGCCGCACGGCAACGGCGGCGGGGAGGGCGGCCCGGUGGCCGCCGCCGUCGACCCAACGGGCCGGGAGUGGUUCCUGGGCUCGCUCUUCGUCAUCAUCGCCACCCUGGCGUGGGCCUCCCUGUUCAUCCUCCAGGCCCACACCCUGAAGCAGUACUCGGCGCCGCUCUCCCUCACCACGCUCAUCUGCUUCGUCGGCACCCUCCAGGCCAUCGUCGUCACCUUCGCCAUGGAGCACCGCCCCUCCGUCUGGACCAUCGGCUUCGACAUGAACCUCCUCGCCGCCGCUUACGCCGGGAUCGUGACGUCGAGCAUCGCGUACUACGUGCAAGGCCUGGUGAUCCAGAAGACGGGCCCGGUGUUCGCGUCGGCAUUCAGCCCGCUGAUGAUGAUCGUGGUGGCCGUCAUGGGCUCCUUCAUCCUCGCCGAGAAGAUAUACCUGGGCGGCGUCCUGGGAUCCGUCCUCAUCGUCAUCGGGCUCUACUCGGUGCUCUGGGGCAAGCACAAGGAGACCCAGGAGGAGUCACGGGCGCUGGCAAUGGAGCUGCCCAUGGCCGUGGCCGCCUCCAAGCUGGGAGACGCCGACGCGGCGUUCGCCAAGGAUUCCGAGUGCGGGAAAGCGGACGGAGCCAAGGCAUCUUCCAACGGACACGGAGGAGCUAGUGCAGUUUGAUGCUGCGAUUGUCCAACUCAACUACUUCUUCCAAGUGCUAACUGCGUGUGUGCACUGACUGGGAAGAGCGGAAAUAAUUUUUGCUCCGUGCCUGUGUAUUUUUGUCCUCGAUCUCCUGUAAUUUUGUCGACCGACUAGUAGUACUCCAAUGCACCUCGUAUUUUUCUUCUGUUUUUUUUAUCAGGGGAGAAAGAAUGUUUGUGUUGUGUUGUGUUGUGUUGCGUUGUGUUGAGGGGUAUAUAUGUGUUCACGUACUAGCAGAAUUUUGAGUGUUUUCGGGCAGAGUACUAUUUCUGGCCGCAAAUUAAUAUUGAGAUCAUCGAUUUGUCUCUGGCAUGAUGAA